Messenger RNA from Malania oleifera, 1601 nucleotides. RefSeq lists its product as uncharacterized. The record is from RefSeq and is a predicted model, not a curated record. The transcript has 4 exons. NCBI's taxonomy places the organism in Eukaryota, Viridiplantae, Streptophyta, Magnoliopsida, Santalales, Ximeniaceae. Bases 450 to 1226 code for a protein of 258 amino acids.
GUUGGAUUAAAAAAAUUAUUGUGAAAUAAUUAAGAGGGUGUUAGUGUUAUAAAAAUUAAAUUUUCAUAAAAUAGUUAAAAGCUCAAACAAGGUGCUCUAUUUUUGCUGAAUUUUUAAGAAUUUUUUGGGAAAAAAUUGUGAAAUUUCAGUAGAAAUCCGCAUUUUUUGUGAAACAUAAAAAGGAAGGUUAGAGUGUUUCUAUUGAUUAUUACUAAUUUUAGGAAUAUUCUCCUGUGCCCUUCUCUCAGUGGAGAGGGAAGAUAAAGGUCAAGGGGCCAAGGGCAAGGAGGUGGAAGAGGUGUGUACCAAAAGGAAGGAAGGAGAAGAAGAAGAAUAGCCAGACUAUCCUCCCUCCAUUUCUCUUUCUCUUCUCUCCCUCCAUUAUUGGGAUCUUCUGGGUAUUGGAUUGGGUCGAGGAAUUAGGAGGAGAGACGAAAAGAGUUUUGGAAAUGGAGAUGGAGAAGAGGGCAGAGAGUUCUUGCUAUGAGAAUGUACAUAAAGGAUCCAAGUUUCCCUUAACCUUCUGGGAGAUGACGGCGGCAUCUGGGGUUGUUGCAGGCUUCUUGUUGGGCCUUCUCUGUGUAUAUCUGACCAUGCCAGUUUCUGAUUACAGCUUCCUAAAGUUGCCUCGCAGCCUUGAAGAUCUUCAAAUUCUCAGAGAUCAUCUUGAGAGUUACACAAGUGACUACACCAUACAGGUCUUGGUGGGGUAUUGUGUGGUAUACAUUUUCAUGCAGACUUUCAUGAUUCCGGGGACUGUUUUCAUGUCAUUGCUUGCUGGAGCCCUCUUUGGAGUCUUCAAAGGUGUAGCUUUGGUCGUCUUCACUGCCACUGCUGGUGCUUCCUCAUGCUAUUUCCUUUCAAAGCUGAUAGGAAGGCCCCUUGUCUUCUCUAUGUGGCCUGAUAAGCUGAGUUUCUUCCAAGCCCAGGUGGCUAAAAGAAGAACGCGACUACUGAACUACAUGCUUUUCUUGAGAGUGACUCCAACCUUGCCUAACACAUUUAUUAAUGUAGCUUCACCAAUAGUAGAUGUACCUUACCAUAUUUUCUUCCUGGCAACCUUCAUUGGAUUGAUCCCUGCAGCUUAUGUAACUGUCAGGGCUGGGCUAGCACUCGGCGAGCUGCAAUCAGUGGGGGACCUUUAUGACUUCCACUCGAUUGCCACAUUGUUCUUGAUCGGGAUUGUUUCCGUCACCCCUACACUGAUAAGCAAGAGCAAGUCAUAGGAUUCCCCCAGCUAACUUUGCUUGGUGCAUACGAGGGGGCCAUUGACCUCCUGACCAUAUCUGGGUCUCCCCAGUUCCAAACAUUUCUGUACAGCUCAAAUGAAUACGAUGUGCAGCUGUCUGUUUUGUGCUUUUAUUGUUUUGGCAUGUGAAGCUUCUGCCUCCGGAGAUUGGCAUGAGAAUGUGGUAGGCCAGGUCCCAUUACCCUUCAGCGUAUUUCCCUAUAUCUUGUAUCUUUUCUAUUGUUGUAUUUGGUUGGGGGAGAUGCAGGGCAGGUGGGGUGAUUUGUUCUGUAUAAUUGUGAAUUUUAUGUCACUAGAAUCAGUAUUUCAGUUUUCAAGUGUCAUUUAUAAAUCAGUUUCCUUAGAGAUUCAA